Marchantia polymorpha subsp. ruderalis is the source of this 2759-nucleotide messenger RNA. The record is from the annotation of a GenBank genome assembly. NCBI's taxonomy places the organism in Eukaryota, Viridiplantae, Streptophyta, Marchantiopsida, Marchantiales, Marchantiaceae.
ACGAACUCAUAAUUGUGAAACGCGAUUUGUUCUCAAAUUGAUUUGAUCCCUGCGGACCAGAGGAGAGAAUGUCGAGCUGGUCGGGGUUUUGGUGUGAUCAAGGGCAACCAUCUGGUCGUGAUGCUUGCACGGUUAGUUUAAAAUUUGUGGGAUAUUGAGUGAACUCAGCAGUAGUAAUUCGGUUUGUGAUGGCGAAGCGAGAUGUUCCUUGUUGCAGGCUGUGGUUGCCCCAACAGCUGUGCGUGCGACAGGAUCAGAGGUUGGCGAUUGUGGGGUGGAUCAAUGAAGGUGUUGAGAUUUUAGAUUUGGUGGUAGUCGGUGGAGUUACGACUUCUGAGGAUUUCUAUGCGGACGUGAAGAUACUGCAGAGAAGUCUGGACAAUGCAGAGUCGAAGUUGCAAGCCGAGUUGCGAGCAGAGCAAAAGUUGCGUGUCAUUGGAGAGUAUCGCGUAUGCGAUGACCUUGGAAAUGAAAAAGUUGGAAGUGCCCAGUCCCAUGACUUAGAUAGAGAAUUAUUAGAGAGCUUGGCUAGCAUUCAACAUGUGUAUACUGCUUGGGCUCUGUUUUCGGAUCACUUAUCUGGCGGGGAAGGCAAGAAACUAGACUGGGUGCCCAUGCUGUACCGAAUCAUCCGACAUGACCGUUGCGUCGCCCUCCUCAGCACUCAUAUCAUUGUCUACAAUCAGCCUCAAUUCGGUAGCCACCACCUGUCACAUCUGCCAUGGAAUUUUCGGAGUAAUAUUGCAAAUACUGGCACUCCUGUUGACCAAGUAGUCAAGCCGCCAGUGUGGAUAUCUACACUUGAGCAACAAAAAACGACACUGAAGGUGGAGAUGAUAAUGCAGGAAUUGAACUGCGCAAGAUACAUCAGUCAAACUGUGGAAGAUGUCGCUGCGUCUGUUAAACUGGACGGGGAACGUGCUCCACGUUUUGCCAAGUGCAGUGCAUCUGGCAGGAUAGCGAGCUGUAGUUUCGAACCGUGGAGACGGGUUUCACUUCUAUUGUUAACUUUAUGGGCAACUGCCCUCUACUGUCUUGCUCGCGUCUUCAUCCCGAUUCUAUCAGUGUGGCUGCCAGCAGUUCCGCUUCUGAGAGAUAUGAUGCGAAAGAGCAUGCUUUUGCAUAUCCUGCGCAUUCGGUGCCAGCAAUUGAUGGCAUGGCCUUUUGUGCUCUUGUGGGGAGGCUUAGGGCCGGAACAACCGAAUGUUGCCAAGGCGCACAGAAUUGCAAAGGCCAAGCAUUCUACAUGGUUUAGUCUUCUCAUCGAUAUGAUAGCCGGAGCCAUUGUGGGCUUUGUCUUGCUCUAUUAUCAUUCUCCAAUAUUGAGCUUCUUGGUCGACUCUGGCAAAAGCCUUACGAAUGAUAUUUUGCGCACCGGCUGCGUGUGGCUAAUGGGAGUACCUGCAGGAUUCAAGAUCAAUACCGAGCUUGCGGCGGUGUUUGGAACACUAUCCCUGCACUGGAUCCAGACUUGGUCAACCUUGCUCUUCACCGCAAUCCCCGCAAUCAAGAUCCUUCUCUACGUCUUGAGUGUUAGCGGUAUCAUUCUGGGAUUCACUGUCCUCGCCGCAAUGGUUUCAGACAUGGUCACGCUUGCAAGCAUCCAUGUUUUAUCCCUUCAUUACGCGAUCGCCUUCAUAUACUCCAAUCAACUACGGGCUUUGGCUGCUUUAUUUCGUCUCUUCAGGGGUAGGAAGCGCAACGUUUUACGUGGCCGGCUGGAUUCGUUUGACUGCAGUGUGGACCAGCUCCUUGUGGGCUCACUCAUGUUUACUCCACUUCUACUCCUACUUCCUACUACGUCUGUGUUCUACACAUUUUUUUCCAUAAUAUUCUUGACCGUUUCCUCCUUACAGCUGAUUGUUAACUACGUGAUCUCCGUCCUCCUUUCCUUCCCAUUCUUUGAAGUAGCCACAUGGUUCCUUCAUCCCAAGCAGUUCCCUUCAGGAGUGUGGAUGCGUAUAGUUCAGAUAGAGAAGUCACAAAACUGGACUUCGUCAACCAGUGACAUGCCUAGCGUUGGUAAAGGCUAUCAAGGGGCUCAUUGUAGCACUAGUAUGAAAGAGGACAAGUCGAAGCCAGUGGUAUCCGACUAUACUUUUCAUGGUAUCGCGCAUGCGGAGACGGAAGGUAGUCAUUCUACUUCUAGGAUUGGUCACUGUGGACAAUCUGCCGAAAAUUACAGCUCUGAAAGUACAGGAAGAGGGAAGAAAACGACUAUCUUAUUCAUGCUGGAAAUACGAACUGCUCGCUAUGGAGAGAUACUAAGACCUUUUAUCGCAACGCACUUUUUUGGAGUACAAUGGCCUUCUGCAGCAGCGUUGGUGUACAAAGUUGUCAGUGGUGAGAGGUUUAGUCAACCUCCAUUUGUUGGCGUCGCCAAACUUCCUCAUUCCUUGCUGAGCCCAAAAAGUUUUGCGAAACUCUGUUACACGUCUAUGCGGAGAUAGAUGCUUUUCUUCUCAUCAUAUGAACAGCCGUGGGAAUAUAGUCGCCGUAAUGCGCCUCUGCCCUGAGCACCACUCCCAGGGGGAAAAUGUAGCUCCUUUCCAAAAUUGAACAUGAAUACCUUGACCUGGAUAAGUAGUGCCGUUAUUGAGAUAAAGCAGAAUGUUGCACCAUACUAAUCAUCUAACAAGUGAAAGAGCUCUGCCACUUCCUGCUUAAGAGCAGUAAGCUUCUGUUGAAUAGGUGCAACUUGACUGUCAAUCUCCUUGUUACUCAACUUCUUCUCGUAGGCUUCCACAGUUACGGUGUGC